Molecule: messenger RNA, 1076 nt
Organism: Cuscuta campestris
Lineage: Eukaryota; Viridiplantae; Streptophyta; Magnoliopsida; Solanales; Convolvulaceae
Source: the annotation of a GenBank genome assembly
AGAUUAUUAUUAUCCCAAUUUUAAUCUUUAUAUUUUAUACUACUAUAAUCUUUACUAGCAUAAAGAUUGUGGUAGACUCCGGCGUUGUUCGUGUGUCAAAGUUGGAGACCGGACGCUUGAACGGUUACGUUUGCACUUUCAACGCUCUUCCUACGACUUCUUCGUUUUUACCGCUUACGGAGAAAGGUGAGAUCGAAAUUAUAAAUCCCUCACGAAUAUUAAGUCUGUUGCCUUCUGACGCCCGGCACCUAUCCGGCUAAUGUGCACUGUCAUGUACUCAGCCUCAGCAGAGCAUAGUACAGUGUAUGUUAAGCUGGUUACGGGAACCGCCAUAGCGUGGUCACUGUCGCACGUUGGGUUAGACUUAACUGAGUCUCGGUCAAAUGGAUGGACGACUCAAAGGCAAUGGCAAACAACAACUAACAACCAUUUCAACCUGCGUUACAUCCUGGAAAACAACAAGUUAUCCGGGACCAACUUUCUUGGCUGGGAGAUGAACCUCCGAAUCGUUCUUAACCGUGAGAGGAAACUCUACAUCCUCGAAACGGAUCCUCCCAAGACCCCUGAUGCUAAUGCUCGUGCGUCCGAACUCACUUCCUUCAAGAAGUAUGAGGACGACGCGUGAGAUGUAAAGUGUAUCAUUAUGGCCAGUAUGACCGCAGAGCUCCAAAGGCUCCACGCGGACAUGGAAGUGCGUCCUAUGAUACAACGCUUAAGAGACCUUUACCAGGGUCUGCCCCAAAAUUCAGGUAUCUACGUUAUCGAAGUCAAUAUGUCUGAUAUCACCUCUUGGGUGAUGGAUACUGGAUGUGGUUCUCACAUCUGUACUUCUAUGCAGAACUUGCAUGAAUGUAGACAAUUGACGGAGGGAGAGAUACAACUAAAAGUCGGCAAUGGUGCACUCGUCUAUGCAUUGGCCGUCGGAACCUAUAGUUUAUCUCUACCUAGUGGUCUAAUAUUGCAUUUGAAUAAUUGUCUGUUUGUACCUAGUAUGAGCAGAAACAUCAUUUCUGUAUCCUGCCUUGACAAAGCAGGAUUUUCAUUCGUUGUAAAAGACAAAACUCUUUCUGUCUUUA